Molecule: messenger RNA, 1782 nt
Organism: Parastagonospora nodorum SN15
Lineage: Eukaryota; Fungi; Ascomycota; Dothideomycetes; Pleosporales; Phaeosphaeriaceae
Exons: 1
Coding region: 1-1782 (593 amino acids)
Biological process (GO): transmembrane transport; intracellular polyamine homeostasis
Molecular function (GO): polyamine transmembrane transporter activity
Source: RefSeq, a predicted model, not a curated record
AUGGUAGAAGCCGACAAGGCACCGCCGACGCCCAGGGUGAAGGACUCCUCGGGUCAUGACACUACACCAAUUGCCGGAGUGGAAGAGCAGGAUGUCGGUAACAAGAUCAGCGGUGAUCUGUCAGAGGAGCAGACAAUCGUGGGAGAGCACGAUGGCCACAAGAGAGAAGACGCAAUCUCAAUAGCACCAUCUCGAGCAUCGACGUCAUCCGACCAUUCCUCAAGCGAUCCAGAAGCAGCUUCACCAACUGCCAAGAACCGGCCGGUAACGCUAUCAAGAACGACAUCAGUCACACCAGACGCAGUUCUGGUCCCUCGAACGCAACGACGAGGGCUCCUAGCGAGAUUCACUCUGAUCCCCGAGGUCGAGAACCCGUAUCACUACACCAGGAAGACGAAAUGGUUCCUCACGUUCAUCGUGGCUUUCUGCGCCAUGGCAGCUCCGAUGGGGAGUGCGAUUGUCAUGCCUGUGCUUCAAGAGAUCUCAAUUGUGUUCGAUGCUACCCAUACGGUCGCGAACAUGAGCGUGGCGGUUUACAUGUUGAGCAUGGCUAUCUUUCCGCUGUGGUGGUCGAGCUUCAGUGAGCGGUUGGGGCGGAGGACGAUAUACAUUGCAUCGUUCAUCCUUUUUGUCGUCUUCGCGAUCCUGUCAGCAGUGUCGAAUAGCAUCGCGAUGCUCAUCGUUGUGCGGACGUUGUCAGGUGGCGCGGCAGCAUCUGUGCAAGCUGUCGGCGCCGGCUCGAUUGCAGAUAUCUGGGAGGUCAAAGAAAGAGGAAGAGCAAUGGGCAUUUUCUAUCUCGGUCCUCUAUGCGGCCCUCUAUUUGCCCCCAUCAUUGGCGGUGCCCUAGGUUCUGGGCUAGGAUGGCGAAGCACUCAAUGGUUCCUCGUCAUCUAUGGCGGCGCAACACUCAUAUUUAUCAUUUUCGCCCUUCCAGAAACCCUUGCUCGCAAGACUCCCCUGGCAGCAGCAUCCUCCCCGCCUUCCUCCGAGAAGACCAUCCGCCCCGACCUGGUCCGCACCUCCACCCGCGCCUCAACCGUCCAGAAGACCAAAACCUUCCUAACCCACAUGCGCCAAAUCUUCAUCGACCCGCUCCGUAUCCUCGCCUGGCUGCAAUACCCCCCCGUAGCACUCACCGUCUACUAUGCCAGCAUAACCUUCGGCGCCUUGUACAUCCUCAACAUCAGCAUCCAAUCUACCUUCUCCUCGGCGCCAUACAACUAUUCCACCCUCAUCGUCGGCCUGCUCUACAUCCCCAACUCCACCGGCUACCUGCUCGCCUCGCUCUUCGGCGGCCGCUGGAUCGACGCCAUCAUGCAUCGCGAAGCGCGCAAAGCUGGCCGCUACGACGCCCACGGCAAACUCAUUUUCCGCCCUGAAGACCGCAUGCGCGAGAACGCGUGGCUCGCCGCCAUCCUCUACCCCUCCGCACUGAUUCUCUACGGCUGGACCGCGCAAUUCCACGUCCACAUCGCCGUCCCCAUGAUUGCGAAUUUCUUCUUCGGCGUCGGCUCGAUGCUGAUUUUCGCGCUCGUCAACACCAUGCUGACGGAAUUCAUGCCCAAGCGCGCGGCGAGCGGGAUUGCGCUGAAUAACUUUGUGCGCAAUAUUUUUAGCUUCACGGGGGCGGUGGUUGCGGAUCCGGCGAUCAAGGGCGUCGGGAAUGGUUGGUUGAUGACGAUACUGGGGGUGUGGAGUUUGGUCACGGGGUGUGCGGCGCUGUGGGCGAUGAGGAGGUGGGGAGGCAGGUGGAGGGGGAGGAUGGUGGAGGCGCUGGGAUAA